This is a messenger RNA of Frankliniella occidentalis (western flower thrips), 2648 nucleotides long. RefSeq lists its product as uncharacterized. The record is from RefSeq and is a predicted model, not a curated record. Bases 200 to 1990 code for a protein of 596 amino acids. NCBI's taxonomy places the organism in Eukaryota, Metazoa, Arthropoda, Insecta, Thysanoptera, Thripidae. The transcript is spliced from 12 exons.
AUCCCUAACAGAACAGGCUUUAACGAGCCUAGUUCUCAAACAUACGCCUCCUAUCAAGGAUACGCCACCAGGGGAGGUACCCUCCUGGCUUCCACACUCUUGUGAAGUCAUCAAAAGCUAUGCUGUCUACUUAGAUGCUCACUUAGGGGGCAAGCGUCGCAAGGAAAACAGAACAUAUGAAACUGAAAAAGAACUUGGGAUGGGAAAAAGGAAAAAGGCACCCAGUACCCGACUUCGUUCUCUUGACACAAAUGAUAGCAGGCCAAAACUAUCAACUGCGCCAAGCCAUGCACCUGCAAGAACUAUUCCCUCGCCUCCCAGUAUUCAAAAAACAUCAUCAAAUUCUUUCCAAGUAGAUGCUCACACAAAACAGAGUUUUCAAGUAAGCGUUUUGACUACAAGUAGAGUGGGAAAAGUCCGUGAAGAGUCUAAUGUCAAAAGUGCCAAGAAAGCAGUUAACAGAUCAGACAAAGGAUCAAAGGCCAACAAUUUUGAGGACUUAAGGAAAAAGGUGGAAGAAAGGAGAUCACUAAAAUUGGGUUCCAUAUCAAUCACCAAAAGUUCAAAGUCAUCUAGCUCAACUAGCAGUGGACCUUUCAACUCUUGUGGUACUUCUAAUUCAAGACAGCCCAACUCAAUGUCUGAUAUAGAAAGUCAUCAGAGCCCCCCUCCUUCUGUGCCUGGGACGGAAAGUGUAGAGCAUGAUAGUGAUAGUCCUGUUUCUGCUAUUGAGGAACCUUUUGACUCAUCUUCCCCAGAAUCUACGCAACCCCACAGGAGCAGCUUCACCUUGAGCAGCAUGCCUGUCAUUUCUCAACAUACUCACAUCGGUCAAAGUCUGAAUUCCUCUCAACAUGUAAAGUCUACAUCAGUCACCAAAUCUGCUGAAAGUACAACAUCAUGUUCUUCAUCAGUAUACAAAGGCAAAUCUGCUAUUGAUGAUCAACACUCCUCAAGAUCAUUUAAAUCUCUUGACUCUUUUAAUGAAAGGCGUUCUAACUCAAGAUCUCAGUCAGCUUGUAUAGUUGGGCAGGACAAUGUGAGGAGCAGUGGGGAAAGCAGGGGAGUUGCCACGGGUAGAGUAGAAGGGGACGAAAGCAAUUUUCCUGCACUCAGUCCAAAUCGUGGAGUCAUGCCCAAUAAUGUAAAUGCUUUUAAUGAUGGAGAUGAGAUGUUGGACUUGCACAUCCAUGGAUCUCCCUUAGUCUCUCAACAUUCUGGGUCUUUAGAUAAGGAUUCUGAUGAUGAAAUUGUUCCGUCAAUUUCUCAAGCACCUCACAACAGGUCCUCCAGAUUUCCGUCAGACAGAAAUAGUAAUGCUCUUACAUGUACAAGUGAAAGGGCUUCAGCGGCUGUAGGUAAAAGCACCUUCGAGACAACAGUCCUACAAAGACUGUUUUCAAUGGAGCAGAAAAUUGAAGACAUCAGCAGCAACCAGGCCAGGUUAUCAAUGCACCUCUUGCCUACAGAAAAAUACCUAGCUAAGCCUCGCAAUAUGCCUGGAAUUCCCCUCCUAACCCUGGAUCAACUCGAAAGAAUGGAGAAAUGUCUAGAAGAUGAUAACAACAUUCAUUACCUGAUAAUGCUCGUCAGCACUAGCGUUUCCAAGAAACCAGAACUUGAAAGAAAAUCAGCGGAUAAGACACUCAACCGACUCCUCUCUAAUUCCGUUGCCAAAUACUUCAGCUUUCUUGGAAGGCGGGGGAAGAGAAACUUCAGUGAACUCAAACUGUGGGAUGUUAUUAAAGGUGCCAUUGCUAUGAAACUUGAGUCAACGGACUUGACAGAGACAAUUCAAGCAGUCAAAGACUGGUUGAAAGAUGCCGAAUAUAGAACCCAAACAGAUGGAACCACAGCCCGUUCUCGGAAGUCAAAGCAAUCUGAUAGCUCAGCUGAUACCUAUCAAAAGCAAGCUGAGAAAAAUAGGCCAAGGAAGAGGCAGAAGAAAGCUGGGGCCUCAAAUUCUUACGAGCUAGAUGAUUCAGAAUAAACUUUAUAAGUAUCUUAAUUUUCAUUGUAGCUAGUCGAUUUCAUUUUUGUUCUCUAUCUCCAUGAACUGAAAAUUUUCUUUUUUGUUAAAUAAGAAUUUUGAUGUUGCCCAACAGAAUUAAACAAAAUUCGUCAUUUGUGAGGCAUGUUUAACAUCAGUUUUGUUCUUCAACUGAUCUCAGUAGGGCUAGCCUGAGGGGAGGAGCUGAAUCAAGUUUUUAUUAGUUUUCUUUAUUUCUAGUCUUUUUCUACAUUAUUGAUCUCAGUAAAAUAUUCAAAUUAUUUUAAGGACUAGUUUUGUUAAAGGAUGUUUUUGUUUUGUUAUUAGUGCUUUUCAACUUCACAAUUCUUCCUGCUCCAUAGGGUACAAGCAUUGUUUGUUCAAGUAUUGAAUUUUUGUUUAUUGUCAUAAACUUAUGCUUCCCUUUUUUUGAUGUUGAAAAUGUAAAACUUUUGGUGUAAAGUUUAUCACCACAGUACAAAUAUUUUUUUAAUUCUCAUUCAUUGCAGUGAAUUAAUGAAUUAUGUGGUUUGAAUAAAAACACUUGACCUACACUUACUCUUGGGUUUAUUUAUUUAGUGCCACACGGCAGUCGCACCUUAAAGAUUGCUGCACGUCAGCGAGACAUUUCAAAUUAAGUCUUAGCAUAUGACAUCGA